CAAUAAUCUCACUCCAGCAAUGCCAUCUCUCUAUUUAUACGACAAGUAAUACUAUAACUGUUAUAUUCCCCUGGCUACUGCUCUCUCCUCUCCUCCACUUGACCCUCGUCCAUCCUCAAACCCCCGCCGCGGUCAUGAAAGCCAUCAUCGCCAUCCCAGUGACAAUCCUCCUCGUCAUCCGUGCCUACACUCGCAACUCCCUUACUCCCGCCGGUAUUCUCGCGGCCAUCUUCACCGCUACCGUACACGCUUUGCAUCCCUCAGCCAUCCCCUUCACCCUCCUUAUCGUCUUCUUUCUGCUUGGAACAACCGCAACAAAAGUCAAACAUGAAGUCAAGGCAACGCUCACCUUGUCCAAUGAUGGGAGUUCUGGAGGAGAGGGACCUCGUACCAGUGUCCAGGUCCUGGCCAACAGCGGUGCUGCUUCCAUCUUGAUCCUCACGCAUUUAUGGAUUUAUGGAAGUCAAGGUGAAUAUUCAUGUUUUGGCCAUGGAAACAAAAAUACCGCAGAUCUCCUGCUCUUUGGCAUCAUUGCCAACUAUGCUGCUGUUGCUGCCGACACAUUGUCGAGUGAGCUGGGUAUUCUGUCCAAGAGCAAGCCUGUCUUGAUCACCUCUCUGCGUACUGUUCCACCGGGAACCAAUGGUGGAGUUUCCGCUGCUGGUCUGGUUGCCGGAAUAGGUGGAAGUGCUGCCAUUGCUACCACAGCAGUGCUCUUGCUGCGGCUGUGUCACGACGAGGUACAGAACAGAUUCACUAUCUUUGCCUCGACUACCUUGCUAGGCACUGCAGGAACUCUCCUUGACUCACUCCUUGGUGCGGUUCUACAAGCAUCCGUGAUUGACCGACGAUCAGGAAAGAUCGUUGAAGGUCAUGGCGGUGUCAAGGUGCUGGUCAAGCCCAAAACUCCUGCCAGUCCUUCUGCAAAGACAAUCAAUCAUGUCGAGAGUCGCAUCAUCAAUUCAGGCUUUGACGUUCUGGACAAUAACCAGAUCAAUUUCUUGAUGGCUAGCAUCUUGAGCAUUGCAGGCAUACUCGUUGGCACGCUAAUCGUAUAAUCCUCUAUAUCGCAAUCAAGAUUAAGUUUCAAAUUC
Messenger RNA from Exophiala mesophila, 1094 nucleotides. RefSeq lists its product as uncharacterized. NCBI's taxonomy places the organism in Eukaryota, Fungi, Ascomycota, Eurotiomycetes, Chaetothyriales, Herpotrichiellaceae. Gene Ontology annotation, cellular component: membrane. The transcript has a single exon. The coding region runs from base 135 to 1058 and encodes 307 amino acids. The record is from RefSeq and is a predicted model, not a curated record.